Molecule: messenger RNA, 1159 nt
Organism: Arabidopsis arenosa
Lineage: Eukaryota; Viridiplantae; Streptophyta; Magnoliopsida; Brassicales; Brassicaceae
Source: the annotation of a GenBank genome assembly
CCUUCUCUCUUUUACACAUAAUGGAAGGAUUCAUCUAUCUUGGUCAUGCUAAUGUGAUUUUGGUUUCAGCUGCGAAUCGUCGUCUCUCUCAUCUUCCUCCUAUUGCUUGCUCCAGAGAAAUCGAUCAGGAAGAUGAUGUUUCUUCUUCAGAGAAGGAGAGCAGAGAACUUCUACCACACAAAGACGAUGAGAAUGCAAGCACUUCUAGCUCUUCUUCAUCAGUAGAUAGUGGAGGCUUGAAAGAUUAUCAACAAGAAGAAACAUACAAAACUUCCUUCAAGACUGUUGCCUUGUGUGUAGGCACUGCGGUGGCAUUUGGAAUCGGAAUAGGUUUGAAGGAAGGUGUUGGCAAGGCAUCAGAGUUUUUCGCAGGCUAUAUAUUGGAGCAAAGCUUGUCAGUGGACAACUUGUUUGUUUUUGUUCUUGUUUUCAAGUAUUUCAAAGUACCACCCAUGUAUCAGAAUAAGGUACUUACCUACGGUAUAGCUGGUGCUAUUGUCUUCCGUUUCACGCUCAUAUUACUAGGAACAGCUACUCUUCAGAAAUUUGAAGCAGUCAAUCUACUGCUUGCUGCUGUACUCUUGUAUUCGUCUUUCAAGUUAUUUGCAAGUGAAGAAGAUGAUACAGAUUUAUCUGACAACUUCAUUGUAAAGACAUGCCAGAGAUUUAUUCCUGUCACAUCAAGUUACGAUGGAAACCGGUUUUUCACAAAGCAUGAUGGCAUUUUGAAAGCCACACCAUUGCUACUUACAGUAGCAGUGAUCGAGCUCAGUGACAUAGCAUUUGCGGUUGACUCGAUACCAGCUGUUUUUGGCGUCACAAGGGAUCCUUUUAUUGUCUUGACCUCUAAUCUCUUUGCAAUCCUAGGACUAAGGUCUCUCUAUACACUUAUUUCUGAAGGAAUGGACGAGCUAGAAUACUUGCAGCCAUCAAUAGCAGUUGUUCUUGGCUUCAUAGGAUUCAAGAUGAUCCUUGAUUUCUUUGGCUUCCACGUAUCAACCGAGGCAUCACUUGGCGUCGUGGCUCUUUCUCUCAGUACCGGAGUACUGUUGAGCCUAACAAACAAAUCCAGCGACAGCUAACUAAGAACUGAGAGCUGAGAACAGAAUCCAGAGGUAUCCAACCAAACAGUUCAUAAGAAUAAAUCGCAUUGUCCAUC